CCCUCCCUCCCUUCUCCCGUCAUUCUGCACAGACAGCCGAGCUGAACGCAUCAUGUUUACGAGACGCAGUGUAAAGAAAAACACCUCAACACUGGAAUGAUCCGACCCGGUUAUCCUCUGCUGGACCUGGAUCAGGACCUGCGCUAAAAAAAAACCAUCUCAUCCAUCAGCUCUGCGGUGAUUUGAGCGGAGGAUCCUCUUCUGCAGCUCCAGUCUCUCCUCUUCCUGCAGACCCCCCGGUGUGCACAGCCCUCUCAUCACACGGAGAAAACCUUUUUACACUGAAAAAACCCCCAACAAACCGGUUCUGUGGGGCAGCAGUGGGCGCUUAUAUAGAAGCAGGGACGUAAAGAAGAGAAUGGAGGCCCUGCUGCCUUUGCUGAAGAGCCACCCGGGCCCCUCGGUUCUGGUCUGCUCUCUGCUUUUCAGGGUGGCCCACCAGCUGCUGCAGAGGCUGCCUGUCCCUAAGGUGGUGCAGCAGGACGCCUUCCGUUCCUGGAAGUGGAAGAACCUGUCAGUGUCCAUGGUGCACUCCCUGCUCACUGGGACAUGGGCCCUGACCUGUGUGGUGAUCUGGCCUGAGACGCUUAGCAACAUCCAUAAGUUUCACACCCCUUUGUCCUACGUGCUCAUCUGCGUCUCCACAGGAUACUUUGUGCAGGAUGCAGGUGAUAUUAUUCUGACAGGACACGCCAGAGGAUCAUGGGAGUUUUUGCUCCAUCAUGCAAUGGUGAUUUGGUGCUUCCUGUACGCCCUCUACACCGAGCUCUACAUCGCCGGCGCUUUGAUUGCCCUCUUCGUGGAGGUCAACAGCGUCACCCUCCACUUACGGCUGAUGCUGAAGCUGGCUGGAGCCCAGUCUUCCUCCAUGUAUCACAUCAACAAAUUCGCCAACCUCUUCACUUACGUCAUUUUUCGUCUUAGCACCCAGUUCUACCUCACCUGGUACAUCAUUCAAAACUACUCCUGGCUGGAUCACGGUGGUUGCUUCCUUGUCACCAUGAUGGUAAUGAAUAUCAUGAUUGUGAUUUAUUUCUACCGCCUGCUCCGUGCAGACUUCUUCCCCCGAAGCAAGAGCUACGUGGGGCAGAACGGCACACACAACAACAACUCCAAGAAGUUUCUUAGUGACUGAUUUGGAGAGGUUUACAGGACUGCAAUAUGCUUUUAUUUAAGACAAAAUUUCCGGAUUUUGGUGCAUUUUCAUAUUUACAAUUGUUGUGACAAAAGAAUCACUGCCAAAGGAUUAGAUCCCAAAACAAUUAGAGAACCAACACGCAGGUGCUGCUUUCUAAAGUAACAGUAAAGCAGGAACAUCUUUAUGAGAUUUAUCAUUAUUUUAAAGUAAAAGUGACAAACCCUUAAGAUUAAUACAGUCUUAAGAGGAGAUCUUUGAUAUAUUGCAAAAAAUUUGAUCAGUAUCUAUUUUAAUCACUUUUCAACUAAAGGUUAAAAGGUACAUUUGUCAGGAUUGAUGCUUCAGGCUAACGCAAACCCAUCUUAUUGACUUGUCCAUAUGGAGCAUACUACAGUAGCUGACAAACAUGCUGCAGACAUAAAAAAUACAAACUCCUACACAAAAAAAAAAAAACUUAAAGCGCUCUACCAGACCAACAGCUAUGACAUCUGAAGCCUCAGCAUCAGCUGAACGGAAGAAACAAAAUGUACUGUACCUGUGACUGUAAACUUUUACAAUAUAGAACAUCAGCAUAUUCAUGUAGGUAGAAUUAGCCUGCAUGUCUUUACUGAGAGUCACGUCCCAUCAGACUAGGUGGUCGACUCCCUCUAGUGGUCUGGUGCACCUCCGUUAUUUUAGAGAGUUUGUAAGUUUAAAAGCUUGCUGUUUUUAUUUGUACUUUGCAUUUUUAUGACUCUAUUUUUUUUUUUGUGCCUGGAGCGUUUUUGUGCUUGUAUAUUUUGGAUUUAUCAUCGUUCCUACGUCUGCAGCAUGUUUGACCAUUUGUGGUGUGCUCAGUCGGCUCUGUCAUUUGCUGCGCGUUUGCACCACCGUAGCACACUGUAACAUAACUACAUCAUAAAUGACAGUGAGCAGGUAGAAUAGCGAUAACACUGAGUGGGAUGCAACAUUAAGCUUGUAUAAAAGCACUGUGUGCUAAUGGUUGGUAUACUCAUAAAAGAAGGAGGGGGAUCUAAAGAUUGACUAAAAGAUGAUAUUAAGCUGUAAAUAGACUUCGCUCUAUUUUGUUUUCUAAAACAGUGUUUUUUUUCACUGAUGGUAUAUAAAUGGAAUAAAAGACACCUUUAAAGUUAAAGGUGAUGGUGGUGAUAGUUUAACACUGUAAAAUGCAUCUUUUAACAAUGAAAAGAAUGAUGACCAAUUCAUGUCUGUAAGCUAAAUUUGAAGAAAUUGCAAGUGAUUUACCAUUUUUAUAAACACUAAGACAUGAAAAAGCCAAUUUAUAAGUCAGAAAAGGACAAAAAAACAAAAACAAAAGGGACAAUAUGAGAGAUUUAUGGCACAAUGUGUCCUGACAAAGUGUUUGACUGUAUAAAAUGAAGUCUAAACAGUAAAUAUGUUAUAGAAACUUAGUAAAGCAGUGGUACGACAGGGAUUACAAUUUUGAAACAUACAAGUAGUGCUAAAAAACAAACGGAAUCCUAUCCCAUACUUCAAACUUUAUACAGAGAACACAAUAUGAGAGAAUGAAUCUCAGUAGCUACAGGAUUCCGCUAGUUUAAAGAGUUAAUAGUUGAGAAGCAAUCUUUGUUGUUUUUUUAAAGUUUUUUUUAGAGAAAAGUCAAACAAAAGUGACCAAUCUUGUUUGAUUUUCACAAAGUAUUUGUCCCUAGGCUAAAAGUGAGCAAUUCUUCCAUUUAGCCUACAAACAGGAGAAUGGUGCUGAUAUUUUCAGUAAACUCGCAGCAUCAAACUUUUAAGUUCAAGCAAAAAAAUAUGAAAAACAUAAAGAUUACCGGUAUAUGUAAUUAAUAUUUCAGUUUAUCUUCAAAGGUGCUAGGUAGAUUUUCUUAUUUAUCGUAAUGUUGCUAAUGUUUUUAGUCGGGCUGAUUGUUGCUUGCUAAUUUAAAUGAGUUUCUGGAUGUACAUAUAGUAUAGGUACUAAAAUUAUUUAUAAUGUUUAUGUUAUUUGCUUCUGGAAUGCUAACCUUUCCUGGUAAUGUUGAAGUAUAUGUUGGGUAUACUUCAGUACAUGUAUUUAAAAUGGUUAACUGCGUAUUGUCUCUUGUGUUUUGUACAGUAAAUCCAUUUUAGGGUAUGUUGUAAUAUAUUUUACAUCUGCAUUCAAGUCAGUUCAAAAAUAUUUUACAAAGGGAAGUCAAAUGUUUUAACUUAUGGGGCAUGUGCAGAAGUUUUUUUUGUUUGUUUUUGUAGAGGAUUUUGACUAAUGUGGACUUUUGGAACUUUCUAGAUUUGCAUUUUAAUAUUGUGUCAUUGUGAGAACCAAUCUUCUGUCUUUAUGAAGCCAAUUCUUUAUUCAUGGCUGAAGAGAUUGUGGACAUGACAGAGUUGUCCAGAAUACAUUGAUUUGCUAACACAUAGUGGGAUCGUUUGUGGUCCUUUUAUAGCAAAAACUGUUGGUAUCUGACUCCAUUGGAGCUGAAGCUGGAUCUUCCUGCCGUCUGACAGCUGCUCAUGAGGAACCCCAAAUACGCCUUCAAAAAGAGCGACAGCAGCACAAUCGUAUGGUCAGACACUGCGUAUCUUCUGCUGUUUUGGAUAAAUGAUGAUACUUUGGAAAUGAUGAACUCUUAAAGACUGAAUCAGAUUGGAGAAAAAAAAGUCUCUUCUUCCUCUUUCAGACAGAUGUAAAAUAUUUUGUAAAAUGUACAUUCCUUUGGAUAUUUGUUGGUCUUUAUCAUUCCUAACUGACAAGUUUAUUACUCAGACGUGACAUUAGGUCCCCGCCCUCCUGUGGACCUGAAACAUUAACAAGGAACAUCUGAGGAUGUUUGCUCAGCAGGAUCCUGUUGCAUUAGCAAUAGAACCUUUGAUUUAUUUCAAAAAAACAAAAUAAGGUGUUGCAAGUAUUAAACCAGCAGAAUAAAACAGAAUAUAGGAGUGUAAAAUAAUGAGCCCUGUAACUUAUUUUACCAGUCAAUAGUCAUAAUAUUGUGGCUAAUCGAUGUCAACCUCAUUUACUGUUUCAACCAACGCCAAGAACAGACAGCAUAGACCGAGCUGACAUGCAUCUGACCUGUGCUAUAGUGCCUUCAUACCUAAGUGCCUUCUGAAAAAUUAGCAGAAAACACAAUAAAUCAAUAUUGACUGAGUGAAUUGAACCAGAGAGAGUUCCCAUCUACAGCAAACUCUAGUUAAUUUAUUUGAACAUGAGCACAAUAUUGUAAAUGUGUCUUGUAUUGAAGUGAUCUAUAGCGGCCCUGUCUUUUUAAUCACUGAGUGAAUAAAUAAGUGUUUAAAAUCA
Molecule: messenger RNA, 4403 nt
Organism: Cyprinodon tularosa
Lineage: Eukaryota; Metazoa; Chordata; Actinopteri; Cyprinodontiformes; Cyprinodontidae
Gene: tlcd1
Product: TLC domain containing 1
Exons: 4
Coding region: 359-1135 (258 amino acids)
Biological process (GO): membrane assembly; phospholipid homeostasis; regulation of membrane lipid distribution
Cellular component (GO): plasma membrane
Source: RefSeq, a predicted model, not a curated record